CAGUGUGCAGAGUCCCGACUCAGCUGCAGGACGGCUCUGACAUGCUGCUGCCGGGAAACGGUUCCUCGGGCCGGGCUGAAGUCCUGGAGUCUAACCGGUCCAGACCAGAACCUGGAGCAGAACCUGGAGCAGGGUUUGAACCCGGGCCGGAGGCGGUGAUUGUUCCGGUGGUGUUUGGGCUGAUCUUUGUGCUGGGGCUGCUGGGAAACUCUCUGGUGAUGCUGGUGAUCGGGAAGGUGAAAUACAGCAUCGGUGGCGGGAAACGCAGCCCCGGCAGCCCGACCAACAUCUUUGUGGUUAACCUGAGCGUGGCAGACCUUGGUUUCCUGCUGUUCUGCGUGCCAUUCCAGGCCACCGUGUACUCGCUGCCGCAGUGGGUGUUUGGCGGCUUCGUGUGCACGUUCAGCCACUACAUCUCCUCCGUCAGCAUGCUGGUGAGCAUCUUCACACUGGCCGCCAUGUCCGUGGACCGCUACAUCGCUGUGGUUCUCUCCCAGAAGCCCCGGCGCUGCAUGCGGAGCCGCCGGAACGCUCUGGCCAGCGUCGGCGUGAUCUGGGUGCUGUCGGCAGCGUGCUCGGUGCCGGUGGCCCAGCACCAUAUCCUCAUCGGCUACCCCAGCGGCACCAACAGCACCUUCUGCUGGGAGCACUGGGAGUCCAGAGCCGCCAAACGCAGUUACAAGGUGGCGGCGCUGUUGCUAGGAUACGUGCUACCGCUGCUGCUCAUCUGCUGCUGCUACGCCAGGGUUUUGUUUCAUCUUCAUAAAAAGAUGAAGAACGUGUCCAAGAAGUCUGAGCGCUCUAAAAGAAAGACUGCUCAGACGGUGCUGCUGGUCAUCACAGCCUUCACCAUCUGCUGGAUGCCGCACCACAUCAUCGCCAUGUGGGUGGAGUUCGGCCGCUUCCCGCUGACCGACGCCUCCUUUGCCUUCCGCAUCCUGUCCCAUUGCCUGGCGUACGGAAACUCCUGCGUCAACCCCGUCCUCUACGCCUUUCUGUCAGAGAACUUCCGUCGGGCAAGCAGCCAGGUCUGCAGCAGCCGCUUCCUGCUCCAGCCGCCGCCACCGGGUGGCGACGUGGUCCGUUUCCGCAUGGAGAACUUGUCUGCCACGCACUCCACCACCAAAAUAUGAAGGACUGAG
Sander lucioperca (pikeperch) is the source of this 1142-nucleotide messenger RNA. It is a transcript of the gene galr1b, whose product is annotated as galanin receptor 1b. The transcript has 4 exons. Gene Ontology annotation, molecular function: galanin receptor activity. Lineage: Eukaryota; Metazoa; Chordata; Actinopteri; Perciformes; Percidae. Gene Ontology annotation, biological process: negative regulation of adenylate cyclase activity; positive regulation of cytosolic calcium ion concentration; neuropeptide signaling pathway. Gene Ontology annotation, cellular component: membrane. The record is from RefSeq and is a predicted model, not a curated record. The coding region runs from base 42 to 1133 and encodes 363 amino acids.